AUGGUGUCACUAUUCAAAGAGGUUGUUCUGGUGAACCUGUUGAUAUGCAUAGUAGUUUUCUACACUGUGUACUAUGUGGUCCUAUCUGUGUGCUUCGCAGUAUUCAAGAUUAAAAUGUUGGAUGGUUUGGCACCUUUUGAUUUUAAGACAAAUCCCUCAUGGAUUAACCCAUAUUAUUUAGUUCUUGUGAUAUCAUUGGAAAUAACUUUCUUCAUUUGUGGUCUGCUGUUUGCUCUGGUUGUGGAAGAAUGGGUUUGGGAUUAUGCUGUAACAGUUACUAUUAUUCAUAUCAUCAUAACUUCAGUUGUUAUGUCUGAAUUCCCCCUGAUGUUACACUGGUGGCUGGCAUUAGGAUCUGGAGUAAUUUCAAUGAUUUGUGGAGGACAGAUUUUGGCAUACUGCUUGUUCAAAGACAACUUCAUUUACCCCAUUCUAGAUGAUUUUUGAAAAGGAAAAUUAGAACUUGCUUCUAUAUCUGUACGAUUUUUAUGGUUUCAUUAACAGUGUAAUUAAAAUGAA
This is a messenger RNA of Pseudopipra pipra, 519 nucleotides long. It is a transcript of the gene TMEM244, whose product is annotated as transmembrane protein 244. The record is from RefSeq and is a predicted model, not a curated record. Lineage: Eukaryota; Metazoa; Chordata; Aves; Passeriformes; Pipridae. The transcript has 6 exons. Bases 1 to 447 code for a protein of 148 amino acids.